AAACGCCCGAACUGAGUAUCUUCGCCCGUGGGGGUUCUCGUCUCGUCACCAUUCAUCAUUCAUGGCGUCUCCUCCUCCCUUAGCAAGCGUGGUGAACCCAAUUCGCCACCAUAUUUGAAUAAGGUUGGUUAAAGUUCAAAUACAAAUCAAACGCAAGUUUCCUAAUUUUGGCCGUUGGGUGUUUCUCGUAAUUAUGGCUCUAGAAUUUAUCGGCGGGCAACUGCUUACGCUGCUCCACGAUGGCGUUAAGCAAGCGAUGAGCAAGAGUGGCACCUUUAAGUCCCUUCUCGGAGAGCUCAAAUCCACGCUGGACUCUUUGGUACCAAGAGACAUCCAACAAAUUCGGGAGCAUAACGUCGAAUUGGGUCUCCCAAACGAGGAAAUCGAAAGUCUUAAAGAGCUAAUGGAGGAAGGUGUAAAGCUCGUUGACGAGUUCUCAAAAUUUCGCAUGUGGAACUACUGCUGCUUAGAUGAUUACACUGAACAAAUUGUUGAAUUGGAUAGGGCUCUUAAAAGCUUGUUAAGAAAACUGAUAAUUCAAGAACAAAGGGAUGUGAAGGAGCUCUUGGUUUUGGCUAGGGAAAACCGAGGCAACCUCGAUGAACUGAAGAGAAUGGUGUUGGGUAUGCUGAAUUUAAUGCAGGAGAGUGCAGGGGAUGUCCUGGAGAACUUUGCAUCAGGAAGUAAUACGAAGACGGUGACGGAGCAAAUUCAAGGGAAUGGUGUGGAACAAGUGACAUCGUUCAACGGAGGGACUUCUCUAAAAGCAGACUUUGUUGCGUUGUUUGAGGUCGUUAUAGAAGUGAAGGACAAAACUAGGAUAUUUAAACCCCUCCUCGGAGGUCUUGAAUCCACGCUAGAGUUCUUAAAACCACUGAUCGAAGAGAUUGCAGAACAUAACAAGGUAUUAGAUCGCCCAAAGGAGGAACUCGAAAAUCUUAGAAUACAAAUGGGGAAGGGUGUAGAGCUCAUCCGUAAGUGCUCCAAGGUUUAUUUGUGGACUAGCUACAAACAAUGUGAAUACACUGACAGACUUCUGGUAUUGGAUGAAUGUCUCCAAAGAGAGCUAAAUAUAUUGAAAGGGCAGGUAGCAAGAGAUGUGAAGGAGACCUUGGUUUCAAUAAAAAAUAUAGAGGCAGUGAUCAAGAAAUUUGAAGGAAGUGGUGUGGUGCAAGCUCACAUUCAAACUAAAGGUUGGGGUGCAUCACCUGAACCUUUAUCGCCAGCAGUUGGAUUAGAUGUAGUGAACGCGCAGGCACCAAGGGAUGCGAAGGAGGCAUUGGUUUCGGUCAGGAAUACAAAGGCAGUUGUUGAGCAAAUUAAAGGGAGUGGCGUGGUACAAAACCAAACUCUUGAGCCGAGAAAAUUAACAAUGGCAGAAGAUGGAAAUGCAAUCGGGAUCGAUCUGGGCACAACAUAUUCGUGUGUAGCGGUGUGGCAGAAGGAUCAUGCAGAAAUCAUAGCAAAUGAUCAGGGUAAAAGGACAACUCGAUCUUAUGUUGCAUUCACUGAAAGUAAUAGGUUGGUAGGCGAUGAAGCAUUCAACCAAAUCCUGAGAAAUCCGGCCAACUCAAUCUUCGAUGCAAAGCGGUUAAUUGGUAGGAGAUUCAGUGACGUCUCUGUUCAAAGUGAUGUGAAGCUCUGGCCAUUCAAGGUGAUUGAAGAUCCUAGUGGCAAGCCCAAGAUUGUGGUAAUGCACAAAGGUGAAGAGAAAAAAUUUACUGCUGAACAAAUAUCAUCCUUGGUUCUCAGGAAGAUGAAGGAGAUUGCGGAAACAUACCUCUGCUCAAAUGUGAAAAAUGCAGUUAUUACUGUGCCGUCGUACUUCAACGACUCGCAACGUCAGGCUACAAUGAAUGCCGGUGCCUUGGCCGGCUUAAAUGUGCUGGGUAUUAUCAACGAACCAACGGCUGCAGCCAUUGCUUAUGGCAUUGACAAGAAGGUUGGUUGGUAUAAGAAGAAGCAUGUGAUGAUAUUUGAUUGGGGCGGUGGCACUUUAGAUGUGUCUCUGCUUAUCAUUGGACAACAUGGUGUGUUUGAAGUGAUGGCCACUGCUGGAGACGCACACCUUGGCGGUGAAGAGUUGGAUAACAGAAUGGUGAGUUACUGUGUCCAAGAAUUCAAGAGAAAACAUCAAUUGGACAUUAGUGGAAACUCCAGAGCUCUUAGGAGGGCCAAAACUGAGUGUGAGAAGGCAAAGAAGGCACUGUCAUAUUCGUUUGAAACCGAUAUUGAAAUUGACUGUUGGUACCAGGGUGAAGAUUUUUAUGCAAAUUUUUCCAGGAAGAAAUUUGAGCAAAUGAACAUGGAUAUCUUCAACAAGUGCAUGGAGCCAGUGAAAAAGUGUUUGAAGGAUGCCAAAAUGGACAUAAGCGAUGUCGACGAUGUUAUUCUUGUUGGUGGCUCUUCAAGAAUUCCAAAGGUGCAAGAGCUAUUGAAGGAGGUUUUCAACGGUAAGGAGUUGUGCAGGAACAUUAAUCCGGAUGAGGCUGUGGCAUAUGGAGCGGCUGUUCAAGCUGCAGUCUUGACAGGCAAUGUAACAGGGAAGCUUCAAGACUUCAGUCUCUUGGAUGUCAUUCCUAUGUCACUUGGGGUGCAGAAGAUUGAAAGCACGGGUGAUAAAAAUGCCAUGCAAUUUGUGAUCCGAAGAAACACGAGAGUUCCCGUGGUGAAGAAGAUGACUCUAGUUACUGUCUAUGACAACCAACGUAGUAUCAGAUUCGCCAUUUAUGAGGGUGAGAGCACAUCAACGGUAAAUAAUAACUAUUUGGGUGAAUUUAGCCUUGAUGACAUUCCUCCCGCUCCCAAAGGUGUUCCUGAGUUUAAUGUUUGCUUUGAUAUUGACUCAAAUGGAAUCUUGAGAGUCUCCGCUGAGGAUAUGCUGACUGGCCAGAAGAAAGGGAUCACAAUCAAUCGUACCGAAGAACGCUUGAGGGAUUUGAGAAUUAAAGAUGAGAGAGGUAAGAAAUGAUAAUUUUUAGUGUCCAAGUACUAUAUGUAUCUGUUUGUACCUGGAUUUUUACACCCAGGGCCUUUGAAUCAAAAUUUUGGUGGAGAAGGCAGUGGACGGGAGCUCCUUUUGCUGGCUGGUUGUCCGUUUUGUGAUAGCUGGUGUUUUUAUAUGGGUACAAAGGACAUGUUUUCUUUUUCUUUCUUUGUAAAAUAUUUGACGAAUA
Messenger RNA from Prunus mume (Japanese apricot), 3176 nucleotides. Its product is annotated as heat shock 70 kDa protein 18-like. The record is from RefSeq and is a predicted model, not a curated record. NCBI's taxonomy places the organism in Eukaryota, Viridiplantae, Streptophyta, Magnoliopsida, Rosales, Rosaceae. Gene Ontology annotation, molecular function: ATP binding; ATP-dependent protein folding chaperone.